AUGGAGGGAGAAAUAUAUGGAAGACCGGAGACAAAUCCCAACUAUGGGCCGGGGAACCAGAACCCGUUCCAGAGAGUCCCAGCCGGUCGAAUCAUCGUGGAUCAGAGACCUCCCCAUGCCUUGUAUGGUGGCAUAACCCAUGAUGGGCAAGGCGGCUCGGGUUUCCGACCACUUUUCACACCAGCGAACGCAAACUCAAACACGAACACGAACGCUCAGAGCUCCGGAAGUUCAUCCGGUCAGCCGGCCUCCGGACAAGCGCCAACGCCAGCAGAGGCCCUAGCACAGCAGAAUGCUGCAAAGGCAGAGGCACAGAAGAAGCCCGAAAAGGCUGAGGCGCAGGAGAAGACCGAAAAGGCUGAGGCGCAGGAGAAGACCGAAAAGGCCCCAGAACCAGCAAAGGCUGGAGAGUCUUCAGGCCAGCAGAAUUCCGGACAGUCAUCGGAGCAGCCAAAACCUGCGUCUGGGUCAGAUGGAAAGCCAGAAAACAAAAAGGCAAGGCGAAAAAGGCUCCAAGCAGAAGCUAAAGCCAACAAGGACGCCCAGAACCGAAAGGACAAGGGUCCCGAUAAGGAUUCAAAAGACCCCCCGCCGCCAGGCAUGUGCGCCAGAAACGCUGGUGGCUCAUGUUCAAUAAAUUCAGCUAAGAAGAAUGCUCCCACGGAGAAGGGUGCUUUGAAUAACAAGUCCACUGACAAAGCAAAGGAUGGCUCCAAGAGUAUGGCCAAGGGAGGAGUCGCCAUGAACCAAAAGACGCCCGUCAAAGCCAUGGCUCGUCCCCAAGACAAGACUGGUCGACAAGGAAAGGCCGCCGACUCUAAGAAUGCUGCUAAAUCAAAGGCUCCUAGAAAUGGCAAUACAAAACUCAAGGCUGGCCCCAAGCAAAAUGCAGCUAGCAAAGGGAAGAUGACCGCUAAAGGCAAGGCUGGUCGCAAAGGAAAGACACCUGGCAGAGGCGGUAAGGGUAGCGCCAAGAACACUGCCAAAGCAAAAGCCUCUAGUAAAGGCAAAGGGAAUUCCAAGGCCAAGAUAAAUCAAAAGUCGCCCAGGAAAGGAAACUCCGCUGGCAAAGGAAAGUCUGCGCCAAAGGGAAAAUCCUCUUCCAAAGGGAAGGUUGCGACAAAAUCAAAGACUGGCUUGAAUGGAAAAUCUGCUAAAGCAAAGGGUUCCAAAGGAAAGGUUUCUGCUAAGAAUAAACCAAAGGCUGCUCCCAAAAGGAAGUCCCCCGCGAGAAAUAAGGCGAAGUCUUCCUCUCAAGCAAAGACUUCCAAAGGAAAAUCUCCUAAGAGGAAAGCUGUUGGGAAAAGCAAAGCGAAGACUUCCAAAGCAAAGGUUUCCAAGGGCAAAGCUGCUCAAGGGAAGUCUCAUGCUAAGAAUAUGGCAAAAUCUUCCUCUAAGCCAAAGACCGCUAAAGCAAAGUCUCCCAAGGGUAAAAGUCCUGGAAAGAGCGGAGUGAAGGCUCCCUCUAAAGCAAAAGCUUCCAAAGUAAAGGCCCCGAAAGGAAAAACUGCUAAAGGGAAGUCACCAAAGGGAAAGGUCCCUAAGGGAAAAGUUGCUACAAAAAGCAAAGCAAAAGCUCCCUUUAAAGCAAAGGCUUCCAAAGGAAAGUCACCCAAAGAAAAGUCGCCUAAAGGAAAAGCUCCCUCUAAGGCUAAGGCGAAAACUCCCUCCAAAUCAAAGACUCCCAAAGGCAAGGCUCCUAAAGCGAAGGCCGUUAAAGGAAAGUCGCCUAAAAGGAAAGCUCCCUCUAAAGGAAAAGCUCCCUCUAAAGGAAAAGCUCCCUCUAAAGGAAAAGCUCCCUCUAAAGGAAAAGCUCCCUCUAAAGGAAAAGCUCCCUCUAAAGGAAAAGCUCCCUCUAAAAGAAAAGCUCCCUCUAAAGGAAAAGCUUCCAAAUCAAAGACUCCUAAAGGCAAGGCCCCGAAAGCAAAGACUUCUAAAGGAAAGUCGCCCAAGGGAAAAGCUCCCUCUAAGGCUAAGGCGAAAACUCCCUCCAAAUCAAAUACUCCCAAAGGCAAGGCCCCUAAAGCGAAGGCCGCUAAAGGAAAGUCACCUAAAGGAAAAGCUCCCUCUAAAGCAAAGGCUUCUAAAGCUAAACUUCCUAACGCGAAGAAGUCUCCCGCUAAGGUUAAAGCAAAAACUCCCUCUAAAUCAAAGACUCCUAAAGGCAAGGCCCCUAAGGGGAAAGCUCCAAAGGGAAAAGCCCCGAAGGGAAAAACUGCUAAAGGUAAGUCUUCCCUUAAGGCUAAGGCGAAGGUUCCCUCCAAAGCAAAGAUUCCUUCCAACGGGAAAGGAAAAGGUGCCCCUAAGGCUAAAGCCCCUGGUAAGGGAAAGAGUAAAGCGAAAGCUACGCCAAAGGCAAAAGCCGCCUCUGUGAAAGCUACUCCUAAGGCUAAAGUCGCUGCCAAGGGUAAGGCUGCGACCAAGGGUAAGGCUACAGCUAAAGCCAAGGCUGCACCAAAAGCAAAGGCUGCUCCCAAAGCCAAGGCUUCGACCAAAUCCAAGGCUGCACCCAAAGCCAAGGCUACGACCAAAUCCAAGGCUGCACCCAAAGCAAAGGCUACAAAGGCAAAGGCUGCGGCCAAGCCAAAAGCUGCUCCAAAACCAAAAGCUGCUCCAAAACCCAAAGCUGCUCCAAAACCAAAAGCUGCAAAGGCUGCUCCUAAAAAAGGUAGAAGGAGCGAACAUUAG
Molecule: messenger RNA, 2688 nt
Organism: Clonostachys byssicola
Lineage: Eukaryota; Fungi; Ascomycota; Sordariomycetes; Hypocreales; Bionectriaceae
Source: the annotation of a GenBank genome assembly